AUGGGUCUAUCAGGCCCAAAACAGAAGCAGCGCCUCGUCGGCUCCGCAACUACGCGUAACACAGCAUGGCUCAACGACAGCUCCGCACCGGGCCAACGCAUGCUCGCACAAAUGGGCUGGGCAUCCGGUCAGUCUCUCGGUCUCACCAUGCCUGGUCUGACCGAGAAUCUCAAAGUAGCCUACAAGAUGGACAACAAAGGGAUCGGUGCACAGCGACACGAACGGGAAGCGAGAGCCAACGGCAAGGAUAUUUGGGUAGGAGGAGGCGGCGAUCUGGGAAGCUUGUUUGAACGACUCAACGCCGCUAAUGCUGCUUCGUCAUCUUCGUCUGUCGUUGCUUCUACUUCUACCUCUGACGAUGAGGACGAAAAGAAGAGCAAGAAGAGCAAGAAGAGCAAGAAAGAGGAGAAGGACAAGAAGGAGGAGAAAGACAAGUCUAAGAAGCGCAAACUCGAUUCCACAACCGACGAUCUCUCUUCCUCCAAGAAGAGCAAGAAGGAGAAGGAGAGCAAGCGAUGGAAAAAAGAGAAAGAGGAAGCUGUGUCUGCAGUUGCAAACGCUGAUGCUGUUCUGGCGAAAGAUAAAACUGCGGUGGCAGAGAUCAAGAAGGACGUUGUACAGGGCAGACCGGUACGAUUAGCACAUCGAGCCAAAUUUCUGCGUGCCAAACGCAUGGUCUCUGCUAACGACCUCGCUAGUGUUAACGAGAUUCUCGGUAUCGCAUCUACACCUUCCUCCUCUACAGCUGGUACACCGAAAGUUGGGUCAGGGACAUGCACACCAACACUUGCACCAUCCAAAACAUAUCCUGGACCAGGCGGAAGCGAAAUUGCACUAAUGGACGUUGACAGACGACUACAAGCUGAAGGAGGCUCCAACUCUGACUCUGAUUCUUCAGAAGACGAAAAAAAGAAGAAGAAGAAGAAGAAGAAGGAAAAGAAGGAAAAGAAGGAAAAGGAAAAGGAAGACAAGAAAAGCAAAAAGAACAAGAAGGCCGUUGAUGUUGCUGCGGCUACCAAAGAAACGAAAGCUACUGCUACACAGACUGCAGCAGAACCAGCUGUGGCAGAUGAAAAAGAGAAAGCGACACAGAUUGGCACUAACUCGCAGGGCUUGUUUGUGUUCGAGUAUCUGAACCGUCGUUUGGUGAUCAGGAAGGCACAGAUUCAGAAGCAGAAGAAGGCGGAACAGGAGGCAAUUUUUGCUAGGGCUGCUCGUGUCGGUGCCUGA
Ustilago hordei is the source of this 1230-nucleotide messenger RNA. RefSeq lists its product as uncharacterized. Bases 1 to 1230 code for a protein of 409 amino acids. Gene Ontology annotation, molecular function: nucleic acid binding. The record is from RefSeq and is a predicted model, not a curated record. Lineage: Eukaryota; Fungi; Basidiomycota; Ustilaginomycetes; Ustilaginales; Ustilaginaceae. The transcript has a single exon.